Molecule: messenger RNA, 1152 nt
Organism: Strongyloides ratti
Lineage: Eukaryota; Metazoa; Nematoda; Chromadorea; Rhabditida; Strongyloididae
Product: Chromo domain/shadow and Chromo domain-like and Chromo domain-containing protein
Exons: 2
Coding region: 1-1152 (383 amino acids)
Biological process (GO): negative regulation of transcription by RNA polymerase II; chromatin organization
Cellular component (GO): pericentric heterochromatin
Molecular function (GO): chromatin binding
Source: RefSeq, a predicted model, not a curated record
AUGGCUACAUCAAAUCACAAUUAUUCAUCAAGUGAUGAUGGCGAUGAGUUUGUCGUUGAGGAUAUUCUUCGAAGGCGGGUUAAAGAAGGAGUUGAUUAUUAUAAAAUUAAGUGGGAAGGAUAUCCUCUUAGUGAAUGUACCUGGGAACCCAGUUCAAAUCUGAGUAAAUCUUUGAUAAAAAGAUAUGAAAAAAGUAUCUCUAGAGGAACGCCUUUCUCGGAGACUGUCUCUGAUGACACGGAUUCUGAUGAGGAUAAUUACCAUGAUGAAAACAAAUGUUCUGUUCCUGAGAUUAAAGAAAUACUUGAAAAAAAGAAGAAAAAAGGCGUUGUAAAGUAUAAAGUUUUGUACAACAAUGAGAAUGUUGACUGGAUUAUGGAGGAAGAUAUUAAAGAUGAGUCUCUUUUAAAAGCUUUUCAAGCUAAGAAGAGACGUAGAGAAGCUACAGUCGAGGACAAUGAUGAUGUGGUUGCUAAAAAAAUAAAAAGAGCUUCAGGGGGAGAGGAUUGUAAUAAAGUAGUAAAGAAAACAACAAAAGCUACCGCCGAAGACAAUGAUGAUGAGGUAGUAGAGAAACUAACAAGUGCUACCACGGAAAAUGAUGACGAUGAAGUGGUAAAAAAAAUAAGAGAAGCUGACAUUCCUCGGAACUUUAACUCUCCUAUUGAUUUAACACCAAAGACAACCAAAAGGAGAAGAUCCGACUUUGAUUCUUCAAGGCAAAUAUCUGGUUGUUUCUACAAUCCUCAGGUGACCAUGAAAUUUAAGUCACCAAAAAUUCCAACUCAAAAUCCAAACACUAAUUCUCCCACAAGCGACGGCGGUUUUUAUGUUAUUGAUGAGGAUAGUAAAGAUGGUAGAAGUAACUUUGAAGAGGAGGAUGAGUCUCGUGGAUCACAUACAAUUUCCGAGACAACAUGUGAUAAGGAGGAUAUUCUUCUUGUUAGAUUAAUAAGAAAGGCCAGAAAGGGGAUAAAGCAUAGUGAGGACAAUAUUGCCGGUAUUCUUGGUAUGCAGUGUAAUGAAUCUAAUGAAGAAUUAUACCUCAUUCAAUUAAAGGAUAAAAAUCUUGUUUUUAUGUAUUUUGAAGACAUUCCCCAUAAAUUUAGAGGUGAAUGUCGACGUAUUUCAUCCGGACGAAUUUUUUGUUAA